AAUUUUUAAAGCAAUCAAAAGUCUUAUUUGUAGUCGCGAAAAAAAUUGGAACUUUUCAAUUUCGAGCUAAUGUAGUAGGUCGCAGAGUUAAUUGAUGGUGGACGAUCGUGCAUCUAUUAGACGAGUCCGGAGCCCGGUUACAGCGAGAGCCGCAGCAGGCGGCAGCUGGCGGGCGGCAGGCAGCAGGCAAGCGGCGCGCGGGCGGUGAGCAGGGGUGAGGAGGCCGUCACGUGGAGCUCUAGGCGCCGGCGCGGCCGGGCCGCCCGGGCGCUCACCGCUCAGCCGGGGUCCAACAGCGCGGCAUUCCCCAGCCGGCCUUCGUCCGCCGCGUUAUGUGCGUCGACACGUUAGAAGUCGCGCGCGCCGCGCUUCGCCGCCCGGGGACACGAGCGGCCUGGCCUUGCUGCGACGGCUACGUCGCCGUCGUUGGCCCGCGUUAGAAGCUAACUUUUAUGGUGGAGCGAGCCGUGCGAGAGGCGGGGAGGCAGGUGGUGACGCGCAGGUGCGGCCCGCGCCCGAUCCGGGGCCGCAUUCGCAGCGCGCCUCGGCGCGGGCUCGCCACGGCGCCCGGCCGCCCGCCUCAUGGAGCCGCCGUGGGAGCUCGAGCUCGAACUGCGGCGGCACAUCGAGAACUGCGCCUGCACCUGCGACCACAUGGGUUACGGGAACUAUAUGGACUAUCAAGUUGCGCCUGCGGCGCAUGCCUGCUUGUGCCGCGCGAUCACCUCGCCGCACGCCCACGCGGCAGUACCUGAAGGCAUGACGUUUCCUGGUCCAUUGCCGGACGUCGCAGAGCGUUGCGGUCGUUGGGCACCUGAUUCUCUGUCAGCGUCAGCAUCAGGCAGCUCAGACGAAAAACCUACACCGAGACGUCCUCGGUGGCGAAUAGCGUUGGCAGCACUGGUAGUUCUAGCUGCGCUGGGCGCAGCGCUGGCACUGCCUUUAGCGCUUGGCGGCAGCGGUCGAGCCACUCCAGAGCAGCGCCUUACCACCAUACGUCGGAUGCUGCGCGACUCCCCUCUUGUUGACGGUCACAACGAUCUAGCAUGGAACGUCCGAAAAUUUUUACAUAAUAAAAUUGGUGACUUCAAUUUGAGUGCAGGCCUCGAUGGUCUUGAGCCAUGGGCGCGGUCGCGCUGGUCGCACACGGAUAUACCACGCCUGAGGCUCGGUCAAGUUGGUGCUCAGUUCUGGUCAGCGUACGUACCGUGCGGGGCACGGGACCGCGAUGCUGUCCAGUUAGCACUCGAACAAAUGGAUGUUAUUAAACGCAUCGUGGAGAUGAAUGCAGCGCAUCUCGCCCUCGUCACAGACGCUGCGGAGUUAUUGGAAGCACAUCGUGAUGGACGAAUUGCAUCCUUAAUUGGUGUGGAAGGCGGACAUGCUCUAGGUGAUUCACUUGCAGUGUUACGGGCUUUUUAUCAACUCGGCGCACGCUAUCUUACUGUUACACAUACCUGCGACACGCGAUGGGCCCGAGCCGCGGGCGCCUCUGGAGGACUAACAGAGUUCGGACGAGCAGUAGUGCGUGAGAUGAAUCGACUUGGUAUGAUCGUUGAUCUCUCUCACGCGGGUGAAGAAACAGCGCGGGACGCUUUAGAAAUGUCUCAGGCUCCAGUAGUAUUUUCGCACUCAGGUGCGGCCGCUCUCUGUAAUUCAUCAAGGAACGUCCCUGACGAGUUACUCCGUAUGAUUGCCGCUAACGGUGGUGUAGUUAUGAUCAACUUCUACGCAAAACUAGUAACGUGUGGAGAGCGUGCGACCGUAGAAGAUGUAGUGGCACAUAUUAAUCAUGUCAGACGAGUUGCGGGUGUGGAACAUGUUGGUCUUGGCGCAGGGUACGACGGCAUCGAUGCGCCACCUGAAGGCUUAGAAGACGUGUCCCGAUAUCCACAUUUACUAGCAGAGUUGUUGCGAGAUCCUGACUGGAGCGAGGAGGAUGUGCGUAAGCUAGCCGGUAUGAACGUAGUUCGCGUAUUACAACACGUGGAGAGAGUGCGCGAUCAGUGGCGUCGCGCUGCCGUACUGCCCGGCGAGGAAACCGCGGGAGUGCGUCGCGGCGAGUGCGUCUACGGGACCGCGUGACGCAGGCUGCUUGCCGCGCGCUCUCGCGGCAUAACCCGUACUGCUCAAUAUUGACAUUUGUUGAUCGUAGUUAUACAUGUAUAUUAGUGUCCAAAUGUGAUUUAGCAACU
Molecule: messenger RNA, 2195 nt
Organism: Manduca sexta (tobacco hornworm)
Lineage: Eukaryota; Metazoa; Arthropoda; Insecta; Lepidoptera; Sphingidae
Product: dipeptidase 1-like
Exons: 2
Coding region: 583-2085 (500 amino acids)
Biological process (GO): proteolysis
Molecular function (GO): metallodipeptidase activity
Source: RefSeq, a predicted model, not a curated record